Molecule: messenger RNA, 1547 nt
Organism: Asparagus officinalis (garden asparagus)
Lineage: Eukaryota; Viridiplantae; Streptophyta; Magnoliopsida; Asparagales; Asparagaceae
Product: probable L-ascorbate peroxidase 6, chloroplastic
Biological process (GO): response to reactive oxygen species; hydrogen peroxide catabolic process; cellular response to oxidative stress
Molecular function (GO): heme binding; peroxidase activity
Source: RefSeq, a predicted model, not a curated record
GUACCGAUAAGCCACUGAGGAUUUGCUGCUGCUGCUGCUGCUGCCGCCUCUUGACCGAACAAAAGGCCAAACCAAACGAAGCUCAACCCUAACCCCUAAAAUUCCCAAAUUACCAAAAAAAAAAAAAAGAAAACCCAGAAAUCUCAAAGGCGCGACCUUUCUCUCUGCUCUCAAAUCUCCGUCUCUCGCGAUGGCGGCGCGCUUAUCGUGCUCCCCCUCCACGGCCAUCGGCGCUUCGUUAAUCCCCUCCUCGUCGAAGCGCGCGGCGGUGAGCCGAUCCAUCUCCGCUCAGCCUCUCGGUCUCCGGCGGUCUUUUUCCUCCAUCUCUUUCAAUCCUCUCCGGAGAUUUGAGAGAUUGGAGGUGCGAGGGCGGAGUUCGAGCUCACUGAACGGCGCGAUGUACGCCACGUGUGCGGCAUCGGAUGUGAGCCAGUUGAAGAGUGCGAGGGAGGACAUUAAGGAGCUGCUUAAAGAGAAAUUUUGUCACCCUAUUAUGAUCCGCUUAGGGUGGCAUGAUGCGGGUACAUAUGACAAAAAUAUUGAAGAAUGGCCAAAAAGAGGAGGAGCUAAUGGAAGUCUACGAUUUGAAGUUGAACUUAAACAUGCAGCCAAUGCUGGCCUUGUGAAUGCUUUAAAGCUUAUUCAACCUAUCAAGGACAAGUACUCAGGUGUUACUUAUGCUGAUCUAUUCCAGUUAGCAAGUGCUACAGCUGUGGAGGAGGCUGGCGGCCCCAAGAUUCCUAUGAAGUAUGGAAGAGUAGAUGUUACUGGACCUGAGCAAUGUCCAGAAGAGGGGAAACUUCCUGAUGCUGGACCACCUUCACAUUUACGAAAUGUAUUCUACAGAAUGGGACUUAAUGACCAGGAAAUAGUUGCACUAUCCGGUGCACAUACACUUGGAAGGUCUAGACCAGAACGCAGUGGUUGGGGAAAACCAGAAACAAAAUAUACGAAAGAUGGGCCUGGAGCACCAGGAGGACAAUCAUGGACGGCACAAUGGCUGAAGUUUGAUAAUAGCUAUUUCAAGGAUAUCAAAGAGAGAAAAGACGAAGAUCUGCUAGUUUUGCCUACUGAUGCUGCUUUAUUUGAUGAUCCAUCCUUCAAGGUCUAUGCUGAGAAAUAUGCUCAGGAUCAAGAUGCAUUCUUCAAGGAUUAUGCUGAAGCUCAUGCCAAACUUAGCAAUUUAGGGGCCAAAUUUGAUCCUCCUGAGGGCAUCUCUAUAGAUGAGGCAGCACCCGAGAAGUUUGUUGCGGCAAAGUAUUCCUCUGGCAAGAGAGAGUUGUCAGCGGCUAUGAAGCAGAAGAUUAGGGCAGAGUAUGAAGCACUUGGAGGGGGUCCAGAUAAGCCUCUCCAAUCCAACUACUUCCUUAAUAUCAUUAUAUUUGUAGCUGUAUUGGCUCUUUUAUCAUCUUUGGUUGUAAACUAAGUACUAUAUGUAGUUAUCUAUCGUUUUUGUCGAUCCUCUUUCCAAUUUUUUCGAACUGGGAUGUGAUGUUAGCUCAUAUUCAAUGAUCAUGCAUAUUUAAGAGAUUGCUUGUUCAGUUGCA